Messenger RNA from Zingiber officinale, 891 nucleotides. Its product is annotated as RING-H2 finger protein ATL74-like. The coding region runs from base 51 to 647 and encodes 198 amino acids. Lineage: Eukaryota; Viridiplantae; Streptophyta; Magnoliopsida; Zingiberales; Zingiberaceae. The transcript is spliced from 3 exons. The record is from RefSeq and is a predicted model, not a curated record.
CUGUGAUCGGAGGAGAGGAGAGGAGCGGGAUUGGGGGGAAGGGAGGAAUCAUGGUCUCGCCCGGGCUUAACCUGGUGAUGACAGUGAUCGGAUUCGCGGUGAGUAUCAUGUUCAUAGUUUUUGUGUGCACGCGGCUCAUCUGCGCGAGAAUCCACCUUAGGAGAUCGAGAACUUCGCUUCCUGAUGACGCCGCCAGAUCCGAACUUGGCAUUGCCAGUUCAUAUUCUAUACAACGUGGGAUUCAUGGAUUGGAACCGAUUACAGUCUCUAGCUUCCCUACAAAAAAAUUUGGGGAUCUUCCCUUUUCAUGCGGACAAGAAACACAGUGCACAGUGUGUCUUGCUGAUUACCAAGAGAAGGAUGUCUUGCGCAUUCUCCCUUUCUGCGGGCACAAUUUCCAUGUUAUUUGCAUAGAUAUAUGGUUGAAGCAACAUUCGACAUGCCCCGUCUGUAGAAUUUCCUUACGAGACUCUCCUGAUAGUAAACGCACGCUGCAGCCUCUCUACUGCCCUUCCAUGCGACCCUUUUCUCCACCAGAAGCUUUUGUUUCUGAUCCAUGUCGGUCUCAGUUUGCAGAAUCGGGUUUUUCUUCAAGUGCAACCGAGCUCCGGAGAAGCGUACCACCUCAAGACGACUAUUUAGUCUAAUCAGUAACUGUCAUGGAUCCAUCUGCUAGUCUUGUUCUUCGAGUAAACUGAUCCAUGUCAAGCAACAAAGAUACCUCAAGCAUCGAUCAGUUAAUACAGGUGAUUGUGAUUGUCACUCCAUGACAUUUGAUAGCAUUAGGGAUUUAGAAACUAACACCGUACUUUUAACUCUUUAACAGAAUGCUGUUUUUAUUUGGUUGAUGAAUGUAAAAUAGUUUUUGAAGAUUGUAUCAAACAUUCACAA